Molecule: messenger RNA, 378 nt
Organism: Salpingoeca rosetta
Lineage: Eukaryota; Choanoflagellata; Craspedida; Salpingoecidae
Product: tubulin cofactor a
Exons: 3
Coding region: 55-378 (107 amino acids)
Biological process (GO): post-chaperonin tubulin folding pathway; tubulin complex assembly
Cellular component (GO): microtubule cytoskeleton; cytosol
Molecular function (GO): beta-tubulin binding
Source: RefSeq, a predicted model, not a curated record
ACCAAACAACCAACAACAACCACACGACCACGACCAAACCACACCAACCCGAAGAUGGCUGAUCCAAGGCUGCGGCAGAUCAAGAUCAAGACGGGCGUGGUGAAGCGCCUGGGGAAGGAACGCGAGGUGAACCUGAAGGAGAUUGCACAGCAGGAAAAGCGCAUCCAGAAGUACAAGGACGAGGGCCGCGAUGAAUACGACAUUAAGAAGCAGUAUGAGGUGUUGGAGGAGUGCAAGAUGAUGGUGCCAGACACGGAGCAGCGCCUAAAGAAGGCGCACGACGAGCUCACAGCCAUGCUGGAGUCUGAGAAGGACUUGAGCGAGGCAGAGGAGUACAAGGCGGCGAAGCAGAUGCUUGCAGAUGUCACGGUGGAGUGA